CGCCAGAAAACCCAUCUCGUACUUUCAUCGACUUGUUUCCAUUGAUGAAUCAGCUAAUAUGUAAAUGUGUUUUGUUAAUCAGCAAUGAUUUUAUCCCUUUUCUGUAAUUUAAUACGUUUAAUUUCCCACCUUCCAGAUGGCGUCAUCCGGAAAAUUUGGGGCGGAAAUUUCUAUCGCUUGGUCACAUCUCUUGGGAUUGCCUUUUUCCACUCUUUUACGAGAAGGACGCCCAUUUUCUCAAUGCAGUCCAUUGCAAGAUAGCAUAAAAAGAGGAUAUCGUAUCAGUCCAACGUUUUUUUAACUAAGAUAAAGUGAUAGGAGAGAAAGGGCGACGUGACCAGCAUUUAUCAAUGCCUUUUUUUUCUCUGUUGCUUACCUGUGGUUCCUGGGUGAAAUAUCUAAACAGUGAUAGAAGAAGAGCUAGCCAAACAGCCUUGAGCUUUUCACCCUCUUGUGACCAUUUUUGUACGAGAUUUUAAUCUAACGAAAAAGGGAAAACUUUUUGGGAAAGAUCGCCCUAGGCCGACGAUUUCUUGGUUUUUUCUGUCCUUUAAGUUUGUAGUUAUUUUCAGAGGAAUAUAAUCUUCCAGACGCCAGUAGUUUCCUGCCUUGAAAGAGAGCUGGGUUUUAAAAUAGUUCAGAAGACUUCGACGACCAGUGAUUGCUACACUGCUGUACAGAAUGAAGCGAAGUAUUCCAAUAAUCGACCUGGCCGACAUGGGACUUGGUAUUGCCGAGGAACCUAAGCAAUCAACGAUUGACCGUGUAUCGAAAGAGCUGGAUGAAGCUUUUGUUAAUAUUGGAUUCGUUUACUUAAAAAAUCACGGAAUCGACAAUCCCUCUAUAGAACAAUAUUUUCAAGUUGCGGGCCGUUUUUUCCAAGCACCAAAGUCCGUAAAAUGUGAACACAUGCUCUGCAAUAAAUACUUGGAUAUGAAUCAGAGAGCCAACGGUUACCUUGGGUCCGGCCCUGAGAUAUUAGAAAGCAAAAACUUGCAUGAAGUCCGGGAAGCCUACGAUAUCACUUCACUCGACAGUUUCUUUCCGGACAAACAUCAACCGGAAUUCCGAAAGACUGUCAGUGAACUGGUGCCGAAAUUGUGCAAAUUAUCUCAUCGCUUGCUCCGAUGCCUCGCUGUGGCUUUAGGUUUGGACGAAGAAUAUUUUACUCGAUGUCAUACUAUGAUGUGUCAAGGUAGUGACAAGAAUGCCACCACGUUCCGCACACUUUUCUAUCCAUCCCUAGCUGACGGUGCAAUAAAAGCUGGUGUGGAAAGGUGCGGCCAACACUCAGAUUAUGGGACCUUUACUUUACUCUUUCAAGACGAUAUUGGUGGAUUGGAAGUAUUGUCUGGAGGUGAAUGGAUAGCCGCUACGCCAAUCCCCGGGACCGUUUUGGUAAACGUAGGAGACCUGAUGCAAUUUUGGACGGCUAAUCGUUAUCCUGCAACGAUCCAUCGCGUACGAGUUCCCGAAGAAGAGAUUCGUCGUCGACAACCGCGGCAAUCGUUAGCCUUUUUCGUACAUCCGGAUAAUGAUGUAAUGGUCUCUCCUUUAAAUGGAUCCAAAAAUCAUUCGCCAAUUUCAGCUUUGGCCCAUUUAAAUCUUCGAUAUUCCCAGACGUAUAAAUACUAGAAUCGUAAUUCUUAAAUAUAUAGAAAUUACAUUUAAAAAACAAUCCAGUUUAUUCGGGAUACAAGGUAAUUUCUUACAUUUAAACAGCCCCAACAUAUAAGUUUUCUUGAUUCAAUUCUUUCACAUAGUGGGGGGCAAUAUUGCAAGGAAAAGUAAGAAAUGUGAUAAUGGUCCAACAAAAAUGUCUACGCAAAUCGAAUA
Messenger RNA from Daphnia pulicaria, 1836 nucleotides. Its product is annotated as UPF0676 protein C1494.01-like. Bases 682 to 1635 code for a protein of 317 amino acids. The transcript has 7 exons. Lineage: Eukaryota; Metazoa; Arthropoda; Branchiopoda; Diplostraca; Daphniidae. The record is from RefSeq and is a predicted model, not a curated record. Gene Ontology annotation, molecular function: dioxygenase activity.